AUGAAGUCCCCAUCGCUCAUUUAUGCUCCUUUACAUUCCGUUGCAGAUGUGUACACAUCGGAAAAGACUGGCAACGAUGAAGAUGGAGACGGAACUGAACGAGUGCCAUUUAAGACCCCUCUAAAGGCGUUUAUCCUUGCUGCUGGAAACCCUGUCAAUGUAUUCGUGGACUGCGAGGAGGUUGGUGUGCGAUAUGAGCCCAUCUCUAAGUCUCAGUACAAGAAAGGGCUCAAGGCAUACCAAACGCACCUGAAACGGAUUGAGACGGCAAAGAAGGCUGCGGCAGCGGAGGAGGCGGCUGUUGCGGCGUCGCUAGCCGAUGCGGAAAAUUACAGCAUUGUAUUGGAUGAGUCGCUACCUAAGGCGUCCAAGUCCAUUAUCCGCAAGCUGGAAUCCCACCGAGGCGAGCGCGUGGUAGUGAGUGGGUGGGUGCACCACAUGCGUCGUCAGGGCAAGGGCAUGAUGUUCAUUGUGCUCCGAGAUGGCACCGGAUUCCUGCAGUGUGUUCUCACGGGAGAUCUAUGUCGCGUCAAGGAGGCCGUUCUUCUCAGCACCGAGACGUCUGUCACUCUCUACGGGACUCUAAACGUUGUGCCUGAGGGCAAGAACGCCCCAGGAGGUCACGAAUUGUCGGUCGACUUCUGGGAAGUGCUGGCUGCGGCCCCUGCGGGAGGAUACGACUUUGUGAUCAACGCUGAAUCUAACGUCGACCAGAAACUGGACAACAGACAUCUUCUCAUCCGCGGAGAGAAGUCGUCCAAGAUUCUGCGAGCUCGUUGUGAGAUCACUCGUGCUUUCCGCAGUCACUUUGAACACAACGGAUACGUCGAGGUGACCCCCCCCACGCUGGUGCAGAACCAGUGUGAGGGUGGCGCCACUUUGUUUAAGUUCGACUACUACGGGCAGGAGGCGUACUUGACUCAGUCUUCACAGCUGUAUCUGGAGACCUGUUUGCCGUCAGUGGGCGAUGUGUUCUGCAUGACUCAAUCCUACCGCGCGGAGAAGAGUCGCACAAGACGGCAUUUGGCAGAGUUCGUCCACGUCGAGGCUGAGCGAGCGUUCAUUGACUUCAACGAUUUGCUGAACACCAUUGAAGACCUUGUGUGUGAUACCGUAGACCGUGCACUGGCUGGUCCUGGAGGAGAGCUUAUUCGCGACAUCAACCCCGAGUUCAAAGCACCUACACGGCCCUUCAAGCGCAUGACAUACAGCGAUGCGAUAGAGUACUGCCGUGAGAACAACAUAAUGACGCCCGAAGGCACUCACUACGAAUUCGGAAUGGACAUUCCCGAGUUGGCUGAGCGAACCAUGACGGACCAAAUCGGCGUCCCCAUUCUGCUGACCAAGUUCCCCACUGAGAUCAAGUCCUUCUACAUGAUGCGAUGCAAAGACGACCCUCGAUUGACUGAGAGUGUUGAUCUGCUCAUGCCCAACGUCGGUGAAAUUGUGGGCGGGUCUAUGCGUAUCUGGGACUUUGACGAAUUGAUGGAGGGCUACAAACGCGAAGGCAUUGACCCCACCGCGUACUACUGGUACACUGACCAGCGCAAAUAUGGGUCAGUCCCACACGGAGGUUAUGGACUGGGGCUGGAGCGGUUCUUGGCCUGGAUGCUGGGACAAUUCCAUGUGCGAGAUGUAUGCUUAUAUCCCCGUUUCGUCGAUCGAUGCCAGCCUUAG
Messenger RNA from Sphaeroforma arctica JP610, 1677 nucleotides. RefSeq names its product asparaginyl-tRNA synthetase, cytoplasmic. The record is from RefSeq and is a predicted model, not a curated record. Gene Ontology annotation, cellular component: cytoplasm. Gene Ontology annotation, molecular function: ATP binding; asparagine-tRNA ligase activity; nucleic acid binding. Bases 1 to 1677 code for a protein of 558 amino acids. The transcript is spliced from 10 exons. Gene Ontology annotation, biological process: asparaginyl-tRNA aminoacylation. NCBI's taxonomy places the organism in Eukaryota, Ichthyosporea, Ichthyophonida.